CCCAAACGGUCGAAAUGGUCGAACAACUGUCACCUUACGAUCUGGUGGUGCGGGAUACCAUUAACUGUGUCUCCUUAGAGGAUGAAAAUGAGUCCUCCAAUAUUCCAUCGCACUCCACCUCUACUGUUUUGCAUUCGUACUCAAAUGAGAGGCUCGUUUCUGGCUCUGGCUCUCCAGCUGACUCCUCACAGCGGCUUCGCCAUAUCACGGUAUCCUACACGUCGACUCCACUUGCUGAGUUUCAGUUUUCAGAAACUCCUCCACAGCAAUUGUCCACGUUGUCGCGCAAUAGACGCGCACCAUCCCCUUCCAGCUCCCCACCCAUGACUAUCACAUCUUCAUCCACCAAGCACACACUUGACGUACACCUUCCACCUGACAUCCAGCCAGAGAUGGUGACUAUAUCUGCCCAAAAAGGUGAUAAGCUGAAAGUAGUCGCUGAUGCAUGGCAUAUGGAAAGCAACUGUCCCUACGAGUGGUUGAUUACUUUCCCACCACUUGACAUUGACAUGUCAACGGUUCACGCCAAGUUCGGUGGUGACGGCCUCCUUAGUAUCGAUGUUUGCAGAAUUCGCAAGUAUUCGUAAAUGCUAGUUAAGAGACGUCCGGACUCGUAGGCUCUGUUGCGUGCUCUCAUGCACACAGUUGACUUGUAUAGUGUCUUAAAAAGUAGAAUUUGGACAAUUCGAAUGGACGCGUUGUACAUGUAUAUCUCUGGCUUUCUUCUAGUGUCAUGCCAUCAUAACAACUUACUCUUUAUAUCCUGGAUGAAUGACACAAAAAUCAACGCUCAGCAAUGGCUCAAAAGAGCUGAACCAUGGACCGUCAGUAGCGAUGACAAAACUUAGGAGAAAUCAGUCGUAGAAAUCAGAGGAGAUUGUUAGCUGUGAAAUUUUGAAGCAACAGAGCGCAUGUAGACUUCAGAGCACAGAGUGGCGAUCAAACGGUAGGCGCUUCAUCCAGGCACUAUGCUUUGAAGCAGGACGAUAGGAAACCAUUCCUUAC
Molecule: messenger RNA, 1005 nt
Organism: Desarmillaria tabescens
Lineage: Eukaryota; Fungi; Basidiomycota; Agaricomycetes; Agaricales; Physalacriaceae
Exons: 3
Coding region: 15-587 (190 amino acids)
Source: RefSeq, a predicted model, not a curated record